Hyla sarda is the source of this 1093-nucleotide messenger RNA. RefSeq names its product protein phosphatase 1 regulatory subunit 27 (gene PPP1R27). Gene Ontology annotation, molecular function: phosphatase binding. The transcript has 5 exons. The record is from RefSeq and is a predicted model, not a curated record. The coding region runs from base 1 to 495 and encodes 164 amino acids. NCBI's taxonomy places the organism in Eukaryota, Metazoa, Chordata, Amphibia, Anura, Hylidae.
AUGGCUAAUUCAAAGGAAAGAUGCUUUAUUGACCCCUAUUUAGCGUUGCCACCUUGUAACAUCCUAGUCAGUGGGCGGACUGGGGGGCCGCGCAGCCUGCGGACGGUGCGCUUCCCGAACGACGUGCUCUUUCUGGAUCACAUACGACAGGGCGACCUGGAGCAAGUGGGGAGGUUUAUCCGAGCCCGGAAGGUGACGUUGGAUACAAUCUACCUGACAGGUAUGGGUGCGCUGCACGAAGCCGUCCUCUCUGGGAACCUAGACUGUGUGAAGCUGCUGGUGAAAUACGGAGCGGACAUAGAGCAGAGGGAUGAAAACGGCUGGACCCCCUUACAUAUGGCCUGUAGUGAUGCCCAUCCGCACAUUGCCAGGUACCUGCUUUCAAUUGGCGCAGAAAAAGACGUUGUGAACAGCGAUGGAGAGAAGCCCUGUGAACUGAUAGACUCAGACUGCGAGGAGCUAGUGCAGCUUUUCUCCACUAAGGAGGGCGACUGACCGACCUCUGAUCCGGGGGGGGCGUUCAUAUCCUCUGCUGAUCCUUCAAGGUGAGAGGACGCAGACUGCAGAGAUUUCUUUUCCGCGUUCUCACCUUCUAAAUCUAUCUCUCACGCCUGAGGAGUUUUGACAGUCACCAAAAUUACUGGAAAGGUCGGCAUGGUGACCGAGCAGAACUUAUCUUUACCGCCCCAAGGGAAAGGCCUGUUUGGCCGGGCGACCAUCGGCGGACUUCUCACCGGUGCGAACGCGGCUCUUCCUGGAGGCGCUAAACAUCAGGACAAGUGACAUCACUCUGUGUAUGAUUGUGAAGUGUCCUGGAAUGUACAUACAUUUAUGUAUAUAUAUAUAUAUAUAUAUACACAUGUGUUUAAGUAGUGUAUGACUUCAUUUUACAUAAACAGGUUCAGCACUGGAUAGAAUAUAUUCAGAAAAGUCCUGGGACCCCUAACCGGCCGUGGUCAUGAACUCUAGACACCAGAACGGAGCAGCCAGAGGUAUCACCUUCACGUCUAUGGUGGGGAUCCAAUGAGUCAAUGUAAUCUUUGGAAUCAUACAUACAAGAGCAUACUCACCGCUAAGGCCGGGUUCACACCGC